GAUCACUCAUUGUCUUUGUUGUCCGAAGAAGUGAAUGUUAGCUUUGGAUCGGAAGCAAGUGAAAAUAAUAACUUGAGUCGUUCCUUUUGCGGUUUCAAUUCAUCUCAUCGACCACUAGAUACGGUUCAUGAGGAAUGUGAAAGUCAGGAAAGUACAACCCUCAGCUCCGAGACAGCAGGCCCUCCUACUGUCAAAACCAGGAUUGGCUUCUCCAACGUGGACAAGUUGUACUGCCUCAAACCACCAACCAAGCUGUUAGAACUGACAAGGGAGAACUUGAAGAAAAAAGGAUGGUCGAGGAUAUGUCGGGUACGACGGUUAAAAGCCAACGAAUGCUCUGAAGGUGUGGGGACAGCUUUCUGUCCGGAUAUCUUCUUACAAACUCUUCCGUCAAGACGGCUGUUCCUUGCACGUCCAAUAUACCUUGCACUCAUCAAAGAAGUUCUGCUGCUUCUGUAUGUGUUGCGAGCCAUUCAUGCUAACCUUGAGCUCGAUGUGCUUUGUUACGAUACCACACCGACUACCUCCGAAAUCUUCCCGAAAGUCAAAAUA
Messenger RNA from Ostertagia ostertagi, 552 nucleotides. Lineage: Eukaryota; Metazoa; Nematoda; Chromadorea; Rhabditida; Trichostrongylidae. The record is from the annotation of a GenBank genome assembly.